AUUAAACAAACAACCAUAGAAGGGGACGCGGCUACCAAAGAAUUUCAUUCGAGGACGUUUGAUAAAGAGGGUCAAAGCUAACUGACCGAAAGAGCACAGAAGAAAACAGUGAUCUCGUUUAACCUCGAGUGGAGAUCCCUAAAUCGUAGAAUUGCUCGCGUUUGAUUAACGUAAUUGCACAAGGACAGCCGACGACUGUCCCUGUGGGUGGUGUGUGGAAGAAGCAGAAGGGCGCCGAUAAAGAAUAGAGGGGUGCGUGGUGAAACGCGACGAGAGGGUGAAGUGAAGGUGUCCUCGUGGGGUGCCAGAGUGAGCACGAUAGCACCUCUGGUGCCCUCGGCCGUGGGUCCCGAGGGGACGGACGCCAUGGCGGCCUCUUCGUCCUCGUCGAGCGGCGAGCAACAGUACUCACUCAGGUGGAACGACUUCCACUCGAGCAUCCUCAGUUCAUUUCGUCAUCUGAGGGACGAGGAGGAUUUUGUGGAUGUGACCCUGGCAUGCGACAGUAGCAGCUUCACCGCGCACAAGGUCGUCCUCUCUGCGUGCAGUCCUUACUUCCGGCGGCUCCUCAAGGCGAAUCCAUGCCAGCAUCCGAUCGUGAUCCUGAGGGACGUUGCCUCGUCCGAUAUGGAGUCGUUGCUGCGCUUCAUGUACCACGGCGAGGUUCACGUGGGACAGGAGCAGCUGGCCGCUUUUCUCAAGACGGCGCAGAUGCUUCAGGUUCGGGGUUUGGCCGAUGUGAACAGCGGUGCUGCCACAGCGAAAAUUCCACCUCCUUCGUCGUCUGGUGGAAACAACGGUAGUGCACCGACGACACCACGCAAUCCGUGGCAAGAUAACGGCAGGGGAGAAUUGAACGAGGGUGGUUUGAGUCCUCCACCAGAGAAGAGACCUAGAAGCUAUAGUCCACCAUUGGGUAACCACGUGGAGCAGAAAACUGACCUUCAGGAAUCACUUCUGGGACAGGCCCUGGAAGGAGGACCUACGAUACACACGACACCUACGAAUAAUGUACAGGCGCAAUCUACAGGCGAGGAUUCAAAUUCCAUGUCGGACAACGAAGAAGAGAUAUCGAAUAACGACAGUAUCCUGAAUUCUGUGAAGACGGAACCAAGCGACAUUUUAAAUGAUUCUAUAGAACACCAUCGUAACUCGUUUCCUACGACGCUCUUGGGAAUACCAGGACUGAUACCAGGACCAUCCGGGAUCCACGCGGCGAAUCAGGAUCCGAAUUACGUCGCUCGCCGCGGUUUGGACAUGAUGCGGGUCCGCGCCACAGAUCCACGUCCCUGCCCGAAAUGCGGUAAGAUCUAUCGAUCUGCCCACACGUUGCGCACCCAUCUGGAAGAUAAGCACACGAUCUGUCCUGGCUAUCGUUGCGUUCUCUGUGGCACCGUGGCCAAGUCAAGGAACUCUUUGCAUUCGCACAUGUCGCGGCAGCAUCGUGGAAUCAGCACCAAGGAUCUACCAGUACUACCGAUGCCGAGUCCGUUCGAUCCUGAACUGGCGUCGCGUCUAUUGGCCAAAGCGGGUGUCAAGGUGAGUCCAGCAGAAUUACGAGCUCGUGCCAGUCCCACGGGACCCAGAAGGGGUGACAUGAGACUGGAGAUACCUCGAGGAGGUGCGCCAUCCGAGGCCGGAAGCAGCAUCUGCGGCGGAGACGACCCGGAAGACCUUACGCUGCCGCUCAGUCUGAGGUAUGGAUCACCGACGCCCAACAAUAACACUGUGAUCACCAAAGUAAGCGGUAGCAACAGCAGCAGCAGUACCAAGAAUUCGACUGCGACGGCGAUUGCGGCCAAAUCUUUAGACACCAUGCACGGCAGCCGUGAGCCAAACACGGCGCCUCUUCAUCCACCCGGACAUCUUCAUCCGAGCCAUCAUAACACCAGCGCCACUGGAUCGGCGAUCAUCGAUACGUAUUUACAAUUUAUCGCGGAGAAUUCCGGAUUGACCACAAUGGGGAUUAGUCCUGAACAAGCUGCUGCGGUAGCGGCUGCACACGCGGCCAAGAUGGCUCACAUGAGCGCGAUGGAUAAAUUAGGCAGUCGUGGGAUCGAAGAUUAUCCUAUGAUCGGUAGAGAUGAGGGUCGAGGACCGGGAGUAGUGCACGAAGAUCGUCAGGAUACGUUGCAGGAUAGGCACGUUGGACUUUUGGACGAAGGCGAGUCGUCCGGUGGCGAAGAAGAUGACUUUAGCGAGAACGAGGAGCCAGAGAUCGUUAAAGCUGAAUAGAUGGCACGUUGGCGGUAUCCCGCGACCAGAGUUGAUGACACGUGACCUCAGUAGGAAGUGCUUCUGAAGAGACGUGUCCUGUAUCUUGGAUCCAGCACGUCCUCUUCCUUUGCAGUCAAAUCCAUCCACUACCUCAGACUUACUCCAGUUUUCUUUUCGUUACGAGAGAUAGAACUCUUUUGUUUUUGUUCCAAAGAAAGAAGAAGGAAGAAGAUGAGAAAACGAAGUCACUGCAGACCACAUACGUACACGUGGUCUUUGGAUUGGAAAAUGAAUUCCUCCUUCGUUACAGAGAAACAAACGGAGUUUUUCGUUGCCCACGGACACACGUACGCCCUCCUCACACACAUGUACACACGUGUGUAUAUGCGCGUAUACAGUUUUUAGCCCGUUUAAAAUAUUCCAUCUGUCUACCUCAGUGAACACGAUAAACGAUAAGUGAUAGGACAGACCAAGGUGAAUGAAUCUCAUGAAUCAUGAACUUAGAGGGAAGUAAUAUGGUGAAACGAUCGGAGAUGAAGAGAGAUCUAUCGCCAUGGCUAUUCAACAAUGUCAGUUGCGUUACAGCGAAAGUUCAUGUGAAAAAGAUAUAUUGCGAUGAAAAAAUCAACGACUGUGUUUUUAUAGGAUCGCAAGCGAAAGUAUGCGAGCGAACCGAGAAGCGAGGCAAUGCCAAGGCAACUGUUUGAUUCCUUUUAUUUUCUAAGGGUUAAAAAAGAAAAGAGGAAAAAUCAACAAAGAACGGUGAUCGUCGCGUAUACGCGAUUGGCGGAAGAUAUUAUUAUUAUAUUAUAUUAUAUUAUUAUAUAUAAAUGUUGAGGAAAAAUAUAUAUUGUCUAGAUUUAUAGAGAAGUUAGUGUACAACGGCACGUACGUACGUACACGGUACACACAUAAAAGAAGUAAAGUAAUGGCUAGAGUGGAUACGUGUAGCGCCAGGGUUAGCACCCUUUGUAUUUUUUAGAAGAGUGCACUUUCCAAGUAUACACUCACCUGCAAACAUGCGUAUACAAGGCACUACGUACAUUAAAUACACUCUCACACAUUCUGCAUUCUACUUUUUAACGUAUUGUGGUAAUACACAUACACAUAUACACAAAUAUAUAUGGAAUAUUGGAUAUAUAUGGAAAGUUAUGUAUUAUCGCGUGAUAUAAAAUUACAUGCGGUUGUGUUUUCGCAGAUUAAGAGUCGCUCUAGAAGCGCGACGAUUAAUGCGAUUGUUAACUGUCUACUCGCUUUAUCGUAGGAAAAGAGGCGGAAUAUAGAACGGAACUAGACCGGGUAGUUUAACGUGUCAAUCGGCAAACGAGAAAUCUUAAUGCUGGUUUAUGUUUAGCGAAGUCGACCAAACUUUCUUUAAUAGCCUGGAGAGAAUUCUUAGGACAACGUGAUAAAUGGUGUCAGGAUUCGAGAUAGAAAAAGAACGAGAUAUUUCUUGCACGAUCCUCGAGAUGAUGCGUUUUGAAACUGGUCAGUUCAACUUGAAAUUUUGCUCUGUUUUGAAAUUAGAAUUAGAUAAAGUAGCGCGCGAACUAAGAAAAGAAAGCUUCAACUUAGAAGAAUCAUAAAAUAAUCGAGAACAGUCUCUUCUUGUCGUUCCUUUCGUCAUGUGACACCCCCCCCCCCCCACGUUCUUCUAUUCGAUCGAACCCGUCGAUUAAUCGAACUGGAAACAAAAAUCCAUCUCCCAGGGCUUGCCAUGACCUUUCUAGUACUUAAGUUCUUUUUUCGGCUUGGGCGAUUUUCUUCUUUCUUGAGGGGAACGACAAGAUUCUUUCACCCGUGGACGAGAUCUGCUCAUAGACGAUUAGUUGCUCGUGUACUUUUUUUUUCCAAAAGAAUAAUGAGAGUGAAAGAAGGAAAAAUGUGAUGCAAGGAAAGGAACUGAUAAUAUAGAAUCACGAGUGGAACGAGAACCACGAUCCAUCUUUUCUUCAUGUUCGUGUUGCUUUUGCUUCUGGACCAUCCAAGUCUUUUUCCGCAUUCUUGUAUGUCUUUGACUCAUCUCGAUCAACGAUCUCCUUCUGUCAACCCGCGCUAUUUAUAAACCGGUUGAUAUUUCUUUUCCAACGAAUUUUCGCUUCACGAUACGUAUAUAUAGGAUUUUUAAUAUUAUCGUAUCUCAUUUCAGUCAUGCUCUUGAAUUUUACAAACGUGAUUCUCGUUCUUCGAGUGAUAUGUAGGAUGAAGAAGAAGAAUAAAAAAAAAAAAGAAAAAAAAAAUAGAGGAGGAAGAGGCAGUUUCGAACUCGUAGAUCGCAAUUAUGCGUGCGAUUUCGUGUUUAGGCUCGAAAUGUAUAAUACUAAAAUGGUUCCUACUAACUGAAUACAUACACGAGCUACUUUGAUUUUAUGGUAUACUUUGAGAAUACAUAUUAUAUAUAUAUAUAUAUAUAUAUCUGUGUGUGUGUGUGUAUGUAUGUAUGUAUGUACAUAUUACACAUAUGUAUGUAUGUAUAUAUAUGCGCACACACGCGCGCACGCGCGUACACACUCACACACACUCAUAAUUAGGUACGUCUAGAGAAAAGAGAAACUUAGCAAUACGUAGUGGCGCAACGCGAUUUAAACGUUAGGAUUCCUUCCGUUCCGGGUUUUCUAGUAUAAUGACUAUUAUUUUGUCUUUUCUUAUUCUUUUUUAUUGUUUUGGUUAUAUCUUUUUUUUGUUCUUGGGCGUAUGUGCGUGAAAGACAGAGAACGGUAAGUAACGAGGGAAUUAAAGAAUCGAUUCUGUCUGAUGACAAAUCCUUUUUGUAGGUGUUUAGUACCUACUUUCUUUUUUUUUUUUUUGGCUAGGUUUAGUAGGUUGUACACAAUACAAUACUCGAAGUAUACUAAUCCUUUCUUAGCUUGUAAGAGAAUUUUACCGAUGAAACACAGGGAUUCUCAGUGACUUUACCAGGCCACUGACGAUACGAAUACAUCGUUCACGAACGUAAACUGUGUAUGUAUCUCUGCGUGAGGCGAUACGUCCAGAAAGAGAGGGAGAGAGAGAGAGAGAGAGAGAAAGAGAGAGAGAGAAAGGUUAAAUUUUACAUAGAUUCGGAAAAUCAAAAACGAAAAUGUACACUAAUCAAACGUGGACAAGCGCGAAACGAGCAAACUUUUUUACGAGUAGCGUCGAUUCUCACCCUUUCCGGUACGAAUUCUCGAGAGUCAUUUAUUAGGGAUUUAAGCUGUAAACCGAAGCUAUAAACAUUUUAUUCAAGACAAUAAUUACACAAACAUGUGUUUGGAAGAAACGUGUUAUCGGAAUUAUCAGGCCGUGAGAUUUGCAACGAGUUUGGGCGAGUUCGACGCUGAGAUUCUCGAAUUUUUUAAGCUUUAUAUUGUAUAUACGUACGAGGGUAUCUGUAUACGAUCGAAAUAUUUGUAUACGAAUCACGCAAAGAGGCCAUGUAAAUCGUAACGAAGUAAAAUUUACUCAUUUACGGUGACUCGUCUAUUAUGGGUCCUCGAAACGUGAUAUUUUAAUGCUUGUGAAAUUUUUAAUCGCUCGUUUCCUGCCGACGAAUCCACGAAUUAACACGUCACGAGGUUACAACUGGAAGCUUCGUAGAUAGACAUGUUUUAGAUCGAGGAAAAGAAUAUGGGAAUGAUCGAUCGAGACGCGAAUCCAGGUCUAAUCGGUACAAAGAAACCACUUCUUGCCUUGAAAAAAGCUCUCUAUAAAUAUUACGCAUCAGGCGUGAUCAUAUUGCGAGACAAAAGUUAAAAUGAAGGAUAAGGGAAAAGGAAUCGGAAAAAAUGGGAAGAAAAUAAUAAAAGAUUCUUCUCAGAAGAAAAAAAUUCUUCGCAGAGUACAAAUUUAAUUCGCGGUGUUUUAUCCAGAGCGAACAGAUUAAAAAUAAGAAAAAACAAGGAGACGGGAAAAAUUAAUAACGAAAAAAUAAUAGACACCGAUCGAAGGAGGAAGCUAAAAGGUUUUCUAGGUAUCGUUAAACGCGUUUGUGACAACCGUCUGUCCAGAUCGGGAUGAAGAGAGGAAAAUGGAAAAUCGGAUUGAUCGUUUUCUUCGUGCCAUUGUGAAUAAUUAAUCGAACGCGGCGAGGUUUAAGACUUUCUUUACCGUUUUUUU
Bombus pascuorum is the source of this 6312-nucleotide messenger RNA. RefSeq names its product protein abrupt. Bases 367 to 2235 code for a protein of 622 amino acids. Gene Ontology annotation, cellular component: nucleus. The transcript has 6 exons. Gene Ontology annotation, molecular function: protein binding. Lineage: Eukaryota; Metazoa; Arthropoda; Insecta; Hymenoptera; Apidae. The record is from RefSeq and is a predicted model, not a curated record. Gene Ontology annotation, biological process: regulation of transcription by RNA polymerase II.